GUCGAUAAGGCACACACAUGAGGGAGUUGAAUACAACGAAGCAGAGGUUCUGUGCUCCCAAAAUGAUACAUUUUUUAUGAAUGAAACAGCACAUGAAAAGCUUUGAAACAGUAAAAAAAGAAAUACACAGAGUAUCUCCAUAAAGCAAUUCCAGAUGGAUGGUGGUAACAUCAAUUCAAGUGAACACAUUGAUACAACUUCUACCAAAAUCUUUGUUGGAGGUUUAGCUUGGGAAACUCAAAGGGACACAGUGAGAAGGUAUUUUGAGCAGUUUGGAGAGAUUUUAGAGGCUGUUGUUAUCACAGAUAAGAACACUGGAAGAUCCAAGGGUUAUGGUUUUAUCACAUUCAAGGAUCCUGAGGUAGCAAUGAAAGCAGUUCAAAACCCAUAUCCAAUAAUUGAUGGACGGAAGACAAAUUGCAACAUUGCAUCUAUUGGUGCAAACAAGAAUCGCAGACAGGCUCCACAACAUGGCUGGUUUAGAGAAGCACCUGGUUUAUUGGCUUCACCUGUUUAUCAUGAUCCUUUCUCUGCAUUUUUCCAUGAAAACAAUGGACAAUACACAAUUCCUAAUUCAACUUUUGGCAGAUAUAUUCAACCUUCACAUGACAUGAUGUACCCGAUGAUGAACUGUUAUGGAGUACUUGGAGAGCAACAGUUCUCAACUUACUACCCCUACAUUGGACCAUCUGAACCUAUAAGAUUGGUCCAUAACACUUACCCUUUUUUUUCUCAGUAUGCACACAAUAUCGAAGCUCAAGGUUUUGGAUUCCAUUAUCCCCAAAUGAUGCAUUCUCCAGUUAUUCCUAGGCACUAUGACUCACCUGGUAUCCUUAGAUUUCCUUCGUCAAUGGAAAGGCCAACUAUUAGUGCAGUUACCAGAACUGCAACAACAAAAAGAGAGACACUAAGAACAUGUGCAGAUGCUUCACAAACCAGUGAAAUAACUUCUGAACAAGAUUCUUCAGCUGAAUCUUCGCAUAAAUAAUCAAAUGAUGUCUUGAAAGCAUGAUUACAGAAGAGGCAAAGAUACAAGUAUGUACCAAGAGAAGUAAUCCAACAACCCAAAAACGAAAGGGUUCGUUCAAGGAAUGAAUUAAUGAUGUACAUUAUAUUAAGUUUGUCCACUAAUUGACCAAAUUAAUCCUUCCUUUAUGUUCUCACUAUUGAAUGUACUCUUCCUAAUAGACUAUUUUUUUCUAAGUAGCUUACAAUAAUGACACCCUGUUUGUAUGAAAUGGCAAAUGGCUCAUAAGGUUUU
Messenger RNA from Vigna angularis (adzuki bean), 1261 nucleotides. RefSeq lists its product as uncharacterized. The coding region runs from base 155 to 988 and encodes 277 amino acids. Lineage: Eukaryota; Viridiplantae; Streptophyta; Magnoliopsida; Fabales; Fabaceae. The record is from RefSeq and is a predicted model, not a curated record. Gene Ontology annotation, molecular function: RNA binding. The transcript is spliced from 7 exons.